Debaryomyces hansenii CBS767 is the source of this 213-nucleotide messenger RNA. Its product is annotated as DEHA2F17908p. Lineage: Eukaryota; Fungi; Ascomycota; Pichiomycetes; Serinales; Debaryomycetaceae. The record is from RefSeq and is a predicted model, not a curated record. The transcript has a single exon. Bases 1 to 213 code for a protein of 70 amino acids.
AUGAACCUAAAAAUUGGCAAUCGCUUACAACUCUAUUAUAAGCAUGGCCUGAUAAAGUACGUUGAAGUAGAGGGCGUCAUAACCAAAAGAGCAUUUAUGUUUCAUGCACUUUCGUCACUGAAGAUCAGAAAGCAUUCUAUAAUAAUACCUAAAUCUUUUUCUGAUCAUAUUCCUACUCAUUUAAUACCUUUAGAUAAUGAACAAUUUGGAUGA